AUGGCGGCGUCGAACGGGAGCGAGUUCUUCGAGGUGGAGGUGGAGGGCGGGCGCGAGGCGCUGGCGCGGCCGUCGAACGCGGAGUCGGUGGAGGAGGACGAGAGCGAGCUGCUGUGGGCGGCGAUCGAGCGACUCCCCUCGCAGAAGCGGCCCAACAUGGCCCUCCUCACGCGGACGCCGUCGGAGCACGGCCGCGGCGGGCUGCUCCAGACGGAGACGAUCGACGUGCGGAAGCUGGACCGACUCAACCGGGAGCUCGUCGUCCGGAAGGCCCUGGCCACCAACGACCAGGACAACUCCCGCCUCCUCUCCGCCAUGAAGGAGCGCCUCGACCGGGUCGGCUUGGAGGUGCCGAAGGUCGAAGUGAGGUUCGAGAAUCUGAACAUCGAAGCCAGCGUGCAGAGCGGCUCGAGAGCUUUGCCUACGUUGGUGAAUUACACUCGUAACAUGAUCGAGUUCGUUCUGACUGGCUUGAGGAUAUUUCGACCCCAGAGGCAUUCGCUCACGAUCUUGAAGAACAUCAGCGGAGCCGUCAAGCCUGGAAGGAUGACGUUGCUUCUAGGUCCCCCGGGUUCUGGAAAAUCCACGUUGCUUUUAGCUCUGGCAGGGAAGCUCGAUGCCAAUUUGAAGAAAAGUGGUAAUAUCACUUAUAAUGGGAAUAAGCUCAGUGAUUUCUGCGUUCAAAGGACCUCUGCCUAUAUAAGCCAAACGGAUAAUCAUAUUGCUGAGUUAACUGUUCGAGAAACCUUUGAUUUUGCUGCGAGAUGUCAAGGUGCAAGUGAAGGUUUUGCAGGAUAUAUGAAAGAUUUGGCCCGUUUAGAGAAUGAAAAGAACAUACGUCCAAGUCCAGAGAUUGAUGCCUUUAUGAAGGCAUCAUCCGUUGGUGGAAAAAGACAUAGCAUUUCGACAGAAUAUGUUUUGAAAGUGCUUGGUCUUGAAAUUUGUGCGGACACCUCCGUUGGGAAUGAUAUGCUCAGGGGAGUCUCAGGUGGCCAAAGAAAAAGAGUCACAACGGGAGAAAUGAUCGUUGGACCCAGGAAGACUUUAUUUAUGGAUGAAAUAUCCACAGGGCUAGAUAGCUCUACGACGUAUCAAAUCGUUAAAUGUGUCAGGAAUUUCGUUCAUUUAAUGGAAGCAACUGUCCUAAUGGCUCUUCUUCAGCCCGCCCCGGAGACAUUUGACUUGUUUGAUGACUUGGUGCUACUGUCCGAAGGACAUGUUGUAUAUCAAGGACCUCGGUCGGACGUGUUAGAAUUUUUCGAAUCAUUAGGUUUUCGUUUGCCACCACGUAAGGGAAUUGCGGAUUUUCUCCAAGAGGUCACUUCCAGAAAGGAUCAAGCUCAGUAUUGGGCGGAUCCAUCUAGACCAUACGAGUUUCUACCAGUUUCCAAAAUCGCAGAAGCAUUUAGAAUGUCCAGAUUUGGUAGCUCUGUCGAGUCUGAUCUCGCGGCUUCAAAUGUUCAAUCCAACAGCCACCCUAAUGCGUUGUCCAAAACGAAUUUUGCUGUCUCACGGUGGGAGCUGUUCAAAACAUGCUUUGCCCGAGAAGUGCUGCUAAUCGGCAGGCAUCACUUUCUGUAUAUUUUUAGGACCUGUCAGGUUGCUUUUGUUGGACUGGUAACCUGCACAAUUUUCUUACGGACAAGAGUACACCCCACUGAUGAGACAAAUGGCAACCUCUACCUAUCCUGCCUUUUUUUUGGGCUAAUACACAUGAUGUUUAAUGGAUUUUCUGAGCUGCCGAUAACAAUAUCUCGGCUACCCGUAUUCUACAAGCAAAGAGAUAAUUUCUUCUAUCCGGCAUGGGCAUGGUCCAUUUCCAGCUGGAUUCUACGUGUCCCAUACUCUAUUAUUGAGGCCGUUGUGUGGUCUUGUGUAGUAUACUACACUGUUGGAUUUGCUCCUGGUGUUGGGAGGUACGUUUUUCCGCUCAAUUUCUUCAUAUAGGUUCUCCUAAUCCUGCAAAUCUUUUCACAGUUUUUAUUUUAUUGUUUCAGGUUUUUCCGGUUUAUGCUAUUGCUCUUUGCAGUGCACCAAAUGGCAUUGGGUCUUUUCCGUAUGAUGGCUUCAAUAGCUCGAGACAUGGUCGUUGCAAAUACUUUUGGGUCUGCUGCCUUGCUAGUUAUAUUCUUACUGAGUGGAUUUAUUAUUCCAAAGUCCAUGAUCAAGCCAUGGUGGGUCUGGGGUUUCUGGGUGUCCCCACUAUCCUAUGGGCAAAAUGCAAUCUCGGUUAACGAAUUUACUGCCAUAAGAUGGAUGGAGAAAUCUGCCUAUGGGAAUAAUUCAGUUGGCUACAACGUACUUCAGUCACAUAGCUUACCAUCUAGUGGUCAUUGGUAUUGGCUUGGAGUUGGGGUUCUAUUGCUUUAUGCACUGCUUUUCAACAAUAUUGUGACUUUAGCUUUGGCUUACCUUAAUCCUAUCAUAACUGCGCAGACUGUAAUUCCCGUGGAUGAAACUGGAGAAAAUUCCAGCCAGGGCAUUGGGGAUGGUACGCAAUCAAGAUCAAAUCCAACAUCCUCUGGGGAGGGUAACAAGAAGAAGGGCAUGAUUCUUCCAUUUCAGCCAUUAACAAUGACUUUCCAUGAUGUCAAUUACUUUGUUGACAUGCCAAAGGCUAUGCGUUCACGAGGAAUACCAGAAAGUAAACUACAACUUUUGUCGAAAGUUAGUGGAGUAUUCUCUCCAGGAGUACUCACCGCAUUGGUUGGUUCGAGUGGAGCUGGUAAGACUACUUUGAUGGAUGUUCUUGCUGGAAGGAAAACAGGUGGAUAUAUUGAAGGUGAUAUCAGGAUAUCAGGUCACCCAAAACAGCAGCAUACUUUUGCUAGAGUUUCUGGAUAUGUAGAACAAAAUGAUAUACAUUCUCCCCAAGUGACAGUUGAGGAGUCUCUCAGGUUUUCUGCCAGCCUCCGCCUCCCAAAAGAAGUCAGCAAAGAAAAAAAAGUGGAGUUUGUCGAAGAGGUAAUGAAAUUAGUUGAGCUUGAUACGCUUAGGCAUGCUUUGGUUGGUCUACCUGGUAGCUCAGGUUUAUCAACAGAACAAAGGAAACGGUUAACCAUUGCAGUUGAGCUAGUUGCCAAUCCUUCUAUAAUCUUUAUGGAUGAACCUACCUCUGGUCUUGAUGCUCGAGCAGCAGCUAUUGUGAUGAGAACUGUUCGUAAUACUGUUGAUACUGGAAGAACUGUGGUUUGUACCAUUCACCAGCCAAGUAUUGACAUAUUUGAAGCAUUCGAUGAGCUGCUUCUCAUGAAACGUGGAGGAUGUGUAAUAUAUGGUGGCAAGCUUGGAACACAUUCACAGACCCUAAUAGACUAUUUUCAGGGCAUCAAUGGAAUUACCCCAAUCCCAAGUGGUUAUAAUCCAGCAACUUGGAUGCUUGAGGUUACUACACCAGCUGCUGAACAGAAGAUUGGUGCUGAUUUUGCUGAUAUUUACAGAAAUUCGGAUCAGUUUAGGGAGGUGGAAGCUUCGAUUGAACGCUUAAGUGUCCCACCUGCUGGCUCAAGGCCUUUAAAAUUUGACACCAUGUAUUCACAGGACAAACUCUCUCAAUUUUUUAUUUGUCUUUGGAAACAAAAUCUUGUCUAUUGGAGAAGUCCACAGUACAAUGCUGUGAGGAUUUUUUUCACUACGUUAAGUGCGCUGAUUUUAGGCUCCGUCUUUUGGAAUAUUGGCUCAAAAAGAGAGUCGCCUCAAGACCUUUUCGUGGUUAUGGGAGCUCUUUAUGCAUCAUGCUUGUUUCUUGGCGUCAACAAUGCCUCUUCUGUACAACCAAUUGUUUCCAUAGAAAGGACGGUAUUCUAUAGAGAAAAAGCAGCUGGAAUGUACUCCCCAUUGGCCUAUGCCGCAGCCCAGGUAAUGGAGUGGAAAAUAACAUCUCUAACUUCUUCGCUCCAGGGCCUUGUGGAGAUUCCGUACGUGGUUGUGCAAACCAUAAUAUAUGGAGUCAUCACAUAUUUCAUGGUCAACUUCGAGAGGACAGCAAGUGAGAAACUUCUGAUCUUCCCGAAUUUUCUAAUCUACUUUGAGCUUGAAAAUUAGUGGUUAACCCACUAUUCACUUUUUGUUGCAGGAAAGUUCUUUCUUUUUCUUGUGUUCAUGUUCCUUACCUUCACCUACUUUACCUUUUACGGCAUGAUGGCUGUUGGUCUCACUCCUUCACCGCAUUUAGCAGCUGUCAUUUCUUCAGCCUUUUACUCUCUAUGGAAUCUUCUGUCAGGAUUUCUUGUCCCAAAACCAAAUAUCCCGGGUUGGUGGAUAUGGUUCUACUACAUCUGCCCAGUUGCAUGGACUCUUCGUGGUAUCAUCACCUCUCAGCUUGGGGAUGUGGACGCUCAGAUUGUUGGACCUUCUUUCAAGGGCAGUGUGAAAGAGUAUCUGGAGGUUAGUCUUGGCUAUGGUGGCAGUGGCAUGAUUGGAGUGUCAGUGGCUGUGCUUAUUGGCUUCAACCUUUUCUUCUUCGUUGUCUUUGCGGUCUCCAUCAAAGUCCUCAACUUCCAGAAAAGAUGAAAAGGGAAAAGCAAUAACACGCAUAAACGGAGACUAUUUUCGUGAAAGCCAUGAUACUCUGGCUUUCUUGAUACUAUUAAAAUCGUAGCCUCUGUUUUUCUGUUUGUCCUGCCUCAUUACACUUGCUAUGCUUUACUUCUGGAGGCAGCACAUCCACGCUGCAAUCUCUUGAAGCCAUAUGACACUGGUCUUAGCUCGGAAUCCAUUUGUAGAUCAUUCUCGAUCUGGUUGUGAUGUCAAGAACACACGAUCCUCGUCACUCUUGUUCUGUUAAGCUGGUUUCAGAGAGAACUAUCAGUAAUGUAAACCUUAGCUUAGCUUUCUCUAGGAUUAUCAAAAUAUAUCUGCUGACUUCUGUAGAGGA
This is a messenger RNA of Eucalyptus grandis, 4876 nucleotides long. RefSeq names its product ABC transporter G family member 31. Lineage: Eukaryota; Viridiplantae; Streptophyta; Magnoliopsida; Myrtales; Myrtaceae. The record is from RefSeq and is a predicted model, not a curated record. Gene Ontology annotation, molecular function: ATP hydrolysis activity; ABC-type transporter activity; ATP binding. Gene Ontology annotation, cellular component: membrane.